AUGUCACAGAGGGGGAGGAGUGGAUGACCUCAUUCAGGGGCAGACUGAAAGGGAGGGGAAGAAAGAGAGGGAGAGAAAAAGGAAGCAGUCUGCUAUACAUUUUUUUUCUCCACACUGAAACUUUCAAAAAGAGAAAAGAAAAUAAGAGAGCCGGUGAGGAUCAACCGAUUGGGAAUGAGAGCGAGAGAUAAAGAAAUAGGGAGGAAUAACACUAACCUGACACUGAGUGUCGUGCACAACUGAUGAGACCAUCAAAUAUUACGUGUUUGAGGCCUUGGGGCCUUCAUUGACCAAGGAGGGAGAGCAGGUGGGCACUUCUGGUCCUGGAGGGUUGCAGUGUGUGCAGGCUUUUAUUCCAACCCUCAGAGCCCUGACAGAGAGAGAGAGAGGGAGAGAGCAUGUCUUCUAACUUGGACUCCAGUCUAACCAGCAUAGACUGGCUCCCCCAGCUGGGAAUCAGCUCACUGCGAUCAGGAAGAGAGAGAGGAGUAGAAGAGGGGGAGAGAAAGAAAGAGAGAGGGAGGGAGAGAAGUGAUCUUCCUCCACCCAUCCCUGCCCCCUUUCCUUCCUCUGGAUCCAAAGCCAAGCCCCCUCACAGCUAUGCCACCCUCAUCGCUAUGGCAAUAGGCGCAGCCCCCGGCAGGAAGUUGAGUUUGAAUGACAUCUACAUGUGGAUCAGUGACAUGUUCCCCUACUACAGCAGAUCCGGCAGGGGAUGGAAGAACUCCAUCCGCCAUAACCUGUCCCUCAAUAAAUGCUUCCGGAAGGUUCCUCGACCCCAAAGUGACCCUGGGAAGGGUUCCUAUUGGAUGAUGGACGGCCCCUCAGAGCCCAAUCCGUUGAGAGGAACCAAGCGUCCGUAUCCAGCUGAAGAGGAGGAGGGGUCCAUCCAGGUCCCCAAUGUCUCAGUGAUGCAGGCAGAGAAACAGCAUUCACCCCAGACAGACCAUUAUACACCUUUAGCAUCGCCACAGGAACCUAGUCAACAACUAUCCCCCCCACCAUGCAAGCAACGGCCACCCUAUAUGCAGUCCCCUGUCUCCUCUCUCCCUGUCCCCCAUGAGACUGUCUCCCCAUCUACUGCCUCUGCUACUCUCCCUUCUCUUUCUGUCCCUCACUCUUUCCCCUCUCUUUCUGUCCCUCACUCUCUCCCCUCUCUUUCUAUCCCUCACUCUCUCCCCUCUCUUUCUGUCCCUCACUCUCUCCCCUCUCUUUCUGUCCCUCACUCUCUCCCCUCUCUUUCUAUCCCUCACUCUCUCCCCUCUCUUUCUGUCCCUCACUCUCUCCCCUCUCUUUCUAUCCCUCACUCUCUCCCCUCUCUUUCUGUCCCUCACUCUCUCCCCUCUCUUUCUACCUCUCACUCUACUGUCUCCUCUUCUGUCUCCCCUCAAACUCUUCCUUCUUCUGUUCCCGCUCUCUCGGUUCCCACUCUCUCUGUUCCCGCUUUCUCUGUUCCCUCUCUUUCUGUCCCAUCUCUUUCUGUUGCCCCCACCUACGCCUCGUCUCACUCCUGUGAUCCCCUUCUCCGUUUCUCCUUCUCUGAUCUGAACCUGCCAGACCUCUACACCUCCUUCCAGUCCCUCUGCAGAAGCGUCAGGGAGAGAGUGGCCUCGCAAUCGGACGUGGGUCCCUUAUUUUUGUUGACCAAUGACAGUACCCCACUGCACACCCCAACCCUCCCCCCUCUCUCCCCUCACCCUGUACCCUCUGUAGCGCCCGGGCCUCCUCCUGAGGCAGACAGACUGUCUCACAGCAGUGUGGUGCCAGCAGACUGGUUCAGUACUACAGACACUCUGAAGGAGAGCUUUAGGGUCGCCAGCAGUCUGGACUGGGCCAACAUUGACCUCACUAGCCACCCAGACCUCCUGGAGAGCAUGCGCCAGGCCGAGCUCUGUGAUUGGGCGCUGGAGCCGACGCUUUUUCACUUCGCUCUGUGAUUCGUUGAACCGUUUCUUCACUCAGAAGGGCCUAAUUGGCUCGUCCUCCGGUAACAACUCCCCAUUGGGCCACGGUGCCCCUCAAUCUCUGCUCCUCCCACCCCUUACUCACAACACCCCCACCCUGGCCAGCCUGACCCACCCCUCUCCCCUGGCCUACCCCCCCCUGGUCCCCCCUUCCAGCAGUGGGCAGCCCCCCAGGAGGCCCCUCCACCCCCAAACUCAGGGUGUACAGAGGCCCCACCUGACCCAACCUGGAGCUCCUCAGACCAAUGCUGGGGUCCAACUUCAACCUAAACCCCGUCCCCCUAUGAAACAUCUCCAUAACAACAGCGAGGAGAUCCAAGAUGACUUUGACUGGGACUCUCUGAUCGCCUGACAGAGUGGAUUCUGUUUGCACCACGAUUCCAUCCAGGAAGUCUACUGGAUCAGUGCUGCCCGCUGGCACAGAUCUAGGAUCAGCUUACUCUCCCCAAAACGAACCUGGACCACUGGGAGGAAACAUGCAAAACUAAAUUUAGAUCAGUAUCUAGGGGAAACUUCCUCCUACUCCAAGGGCCCUCCCAUACAAAACACUACACCCUAUGUUCAGCUGCCUCACCACACACUACUCUUCACAGUGAGGAUGGUCAUUGGUACAUUAUGAUUGAAUGCAGUAUUGCUAUAGUGAAAUGGUUUAAAGUUUUUUGGUUCCUACUUAUUUUCUGCAAUUGUAUCCCUAUCUGGAAGUCUUCACAGAAGCUUCUGGACAUGCAUAUAUCCUCCAACUGACAGAGGAGACUUCAUAUGUUAAUAAAAUACUAGAAAAUGAA
Molecule: messenger RNA, 2749 nt
Organism: Salmo salar (Atlantic salmon)
Lineage: Eukaryota; Metazoa; Chordata; Actinopteri; Salmoniformes; Salmonidae
Product: forkhead box protein J2
Biological process (GO): regulation of transcription by RNA polymerase II
Cellular component (GO): nucleus
Molecular function (GO): RNA polymerase II cis-regulatory region sequence-specific DNA binding; DNA-binding transcription factor activity, RNA polymerase II-specific
Source: RefSeq, a predicted model, not a curated record